GAUAAGAACGAUGGUCACUCACACCUGGCGCAAAAUUCACAGAGCUGAGGAUUAUUCAUAACUCAGCUGCCACCAUGGAGUCAUCACUCUUGCAUGUUUUCCUGCAAAUUUUCCUCUUCACCCUAGCUACCUCUUCAGAUCUCUCAGGGCUUAUCUGCGAGGGAAAUGCCGACUGCGCGGAUAUUGCUGGAUCCACUUGCAACACCAACUUGAAAUUAUGCGAAUGUUCUGGAAAUCAGAUUUUAAGCUCAACCAUGCAGAAAUGUUUGGCAGUGGUGCACGGAGCUGGUGACGCGUGCGAAGAAGACGUUCAGUGUUCUGCUGCUUUAUUAAACGGUGGAACGUGCCAAAACGGAAAAUGUGGUUGCACUGACGGCAUGCACUACCUCCGAGGAAGGUGCUGGACCUCAAAGGCGCUUGGAGCAGAUUGCAACUCGGACGAUGAAUGCGCUUCUCUGGUGGAGGCGAAUUCUGUGCAGUGCUUGGACAACAAAUGCCAGUGCGCCGAAGGAUUUUACCAGAGAGAAUAUUCAGACUGCAGAAAGAGGGUGGAAAAUAUUGGUGAGCCGUGCGCUUUGAACUCAGAUUGCACUUACGACGGAGGCUUCUGCAACACAUCUAAAUUAUGUGAUAUUAUAGCUGUUAGAGGAAAGCUCAAGGUUAACCACAAAGUGACUAAAAGUAACAAUACAUUUAUGCACGCUGCCACAAAAAGAGGGAACAAAGAGUUGGGAGCGGCUUGCAGCUCUGACCCAGAAUGCAGUACACUGAAUUCCGAGUGUCCUCCGUCUGGAUACUGCAAAUGUAAAACAGGUUUCUUCAAAUCUCCCACUGAAGACAAGUGUAUUCCUGAAAUCGGGGGCCCGUGCACUCAGAACGAAGAUUGCGUUAUUAAGGGAUCAAGCUGUGACGGCUCUGUGUGCGUUUGCGGAAUGGGAACUGCGGCGUCGGCAACUAAGCAGGAGUGCUUGAACCAAACUAUUGCCUACAACAGACGCUGCUCUGAAAUUUCUCAGUGCACGCUCUUUGGCACGAGAGUUGAGUGCAAAUCAAACGGAGGAAGUUCAAAUUGCGUCUGCGGCGCCUCUUCACGCCACAUCGUAGAAGAUAACAUUUGCUGGAUUGUAAAAGGUCCUGGUCAGGAAUGCUCUGACGAGAGGGACUGCAGUGUCCCUUACAAAACCAACGAGUUCUCUGACAUGUACAUCGAUUGCGUUGGCAACAAAUGCACGUGCAAUGAAGGCUAUCACCCAAGUAGCGACGGCAGCAAUUGCAACUUGGAUGCACCAGAUCUAGGAGACACGUGCACAGAAAACAGCGACUGCCAAGUGGGCAACUCGAUUUGUGACACGAAAACAAAAAUGUGCGUGUGCAAAACAGGAUACUACGCGGAUAGCGAAGGCGCCUGUGCUGUCGGCGUUGGCGGAUCGUGCUCCGUGUCAGAAGACUGCGCCUCUGUGGCUAAUUCAGAGUGCACGGCAAACAAGUGCCAGUGCCCGGCCGGCUGGACGUCCAAUUUAGCCAUUUCGGAAUGUUUGCCAAUCACUAACGGCUUGAACGAGGAGUGCGCCGAAAGUCAGCAGUGCACGCCUUCGCUUGGCGAAUUCGGCGAGUGUCGUGACGAGCUGUGUCAGUGCCAAAAGAAACACCACUUGGUGCUGGGCACAUGCACCCCUUCGAAGGGUCUGGGCGACGACUGCAGCAAGGGCUACGAGUGUUUCCUCCCCGUCAGCACCGAGGGGCUAGUGUGCCGCAAUAACAAGUGCUCCUGCGAUUACGGUCUCGUGCCUGCGGAAAACAAUGCCUACUGCACCGGUUCAGCGGCGCGCGCCACCGUGGGAUUCUUCACCCUCACCGUCGCGUUUCUCCUCGUCUCGCUCAAAUGAAAAAUUGGUCAUUAGGCAACAUACCUCUCUCUCUAAGUCUAUCACAUUAUAUGUAAAUAAAUAUUUUUUAUUUAUUUUUACAAUUGU
This is a messenger RNA of Cloeon dipterum, 1973 nucleotides long. RefSeq names its product cell death abnormality protein 1-like. The record is from RefSeq and is a predicted model, not a curated record. NCBI's taxonomy places the organism in Eukaryota, Metazoa, Arthropoda, Insecta, Ephemeroptera, Baetidae. The transcript has 15 exons. Bases 75 to 1886 code for a protein of 603 amino acids.